AUUUAUAGAGCCUUACAGAUCCAGCUCGUGUUUUGUGAGGAGCUCGGCAGUGAGUAGCAGCAUUGUCGGAGGCGUGCUUUAUCCCAAGCUGUAGAGAAUAAUCCUUAGUUCAGUUGUUGCUGUGAAGAGAUGGAGUGGUUCUGGCUGGAGAAGAAUUGAUGCUGGGCAGCACAGGCGAUGGCUUCUCAUUAUCCGCUGCUUUAUGAUUGUGGAGCCGCAUGAAUGAUUCCCACUGAACUGGUGACAUAAAGAGCUGGGCAUCUGAAGGGCAUCGAAUCUGUAGAAUUCCAGAAGUUGGCUGCAGAAUCCUUGGAAGGCGAUGAAUGGAGACGUAGUGGUGGCGGCUUGAUAAUCGUUACCGUGGAGCACAACAAUCAAGGUACCCAGACGAGUAAGUGGUAAUGGAGCUGCCAGUGCUUCUUCUGUGCUGCAUCUUAUCCCAGUCUACGGUGUCCGCCACUCAAGGAGCGUGCAGGCUUGGUUGCCACCCAACAAAUGGCUACUGUGAGAAUCCUGGGGAAUGCAGGUGUCACGCUGGCUGGAGAGGACAGUUCUGUGACCAGUGUAUCCCAUUCCCUGGUUGUGUCCAUGGAAGUUGUACUAAACCCUGGCAGUGCGUCUGUGAUGAGGGUUGGAUCGGCAGCCACUGCAACAUAGAUAUCCAUCCAUGUGCCGGUGUUCCCUGCUCCAGUAACUCUACCUGCAUCGAAACGGGUGACGGUGGAUACAUCUGCCUUUGUGCUCCAGGAUUUACAGGAAAAAACUGCAUGGUUAAAAGGGGACCCUGCAAUACAAAUGGGUCUCCUUGCAAGAAUGGAGGAACCUGCAUAGACAGCAAUGGCUUCGCUUCUCGAGCUUCUUGUCAGUGUCCUUUGGGCUUUGAAGGUGAUAACUGUGAAGUGAAGAAAAAUGGCUGCAACCCAAACCCGUGUGCCAAUGGCGGUAACUGCUCUGAUGCUAAUACAGGAUACGAGUGCAAGUGCCCGGUUGGGUUCAGUGGUCCGUCUUGUAAAAACGUCACAUCAUUGUGUAGCAGUAAUCCCUGCGCCCAUGGAGGAACCUGUCAUGAAAGUACCGGAGGAUAUCAGUGCACAUGUCUAGCUGAAUACACAGGAGCUACGUGUCAUGUACUCAAUACAAAAAGGAAGGUCCACGCGGCGGCCAACCAUUAUCAUUUUCAGCCCCACCACAAGAUCUUCCCGCACCAAGGGCACGAGGUCUUGAAGAUCACAAUGAAGGAGACGGUCCACAACAUGGACCCCUUCCUCAGCAGGAGUCAGAUCAUCUGCUUCAUUGUCCUGGGUCUUCUAACUUGUCUCAUUGUCCUCAUCACGACCGGAAUCGUUUUCUUCUCAAAGUGCGAGACCUGGUUGGCCAACGCCAAGUACAGCCACCUUAUCCGGAAGAAAAAGGAUUUCUACAUGAGGGCCAACCGAGAGGCCGGCAAUGAAGUCAAAAUGAUCUUCCCUGAGAAGGUUAAAAUUGCUAACUAUAACAGGAAUUACACCACUAUUUAAUGCAAUGGGAUCCAUGGGGGGGCGCAGAAGUUUAGACUACUUGUCAAUUGAGUCAUCAAUAUUUCCAGUUCCGUGCAUAACUUUUAAGUAAGGUUGACCACCCAAAAGCAUUUUCUCAGUCUAAGGCUACUGAAAGCCUGAAAAAUGUAGGUGGGCUGCACUUAAAGGGGUACUCUGCCCCUAGACAUCUUAUCCCCUAUCCAAAGGAUCUCCCUGCUGCAUCCAGUGUUCAUUUAGAGCGUCGGGUGCAGCGGUGGAGGCUCGUAAUGUCACGGCCACGCCCCCUCAAUGCAAGUCUGUGGGAGGGGGCGUGACGACGUGUCAUCACGCCCCCUCUCAUAGACUUGCAUUGAGGGGGCAUGGCCAUGACGUCAGGAGCAGGGUGUGACUGUGAUGUCACGAGCCUCUGCCCCGCAUUGCCAGUCAUCCGGCACGGACCCCCGCGACAGACAUUUUAUCAUCUAAAUGUCUAGGGGGCGGACUACCCUUUGAAAGACCACUGGGACCCCCCUCGAUUUCUGGAACAGGAUCUCUUGGCUCUCAGUGAGGAGCGUGUGCUGCAGACGGCACAAGCUCCAUUCAUUUCAAUGGGAGCACCAAAGAGACCGAAGUACAGCACUCGGGCAUCAUCAGCGCUCCCAUAGAUAUUAAUGGAGAACGUGCCAUGGAGGCGACAAUCCCCACUGAGUCCCGUUCCGUAGAGACAGCUAAAACACGAAACCUGUAUAUUGGCGCUUCACCAAGAAUAGGAUCAGGGACAAGAUGAAUUUAUUAACUUAAAAUCCUCUAGCCUGAGGCCGUGACCGUGACAUCACGGCAACGCUCCUUGUAACGCCACAUUACGCCCCCUCCAUUCAUGUGUAUGGGAGGGGGCGUGUCAUCAUAACCACUGUCGCAGGAACCCAGCGUUUAUUUAGAAUGCCAGGUGCUGUGGGAGGCCCCAGCAGCGGCAACAUCGGGUCCGUCCAACAUCCUGACAUCGCGCGCCUCCAUACAUCAAGGGGAGCCAAUGACCGGGGUCAAGGGGCGGCAAAAUUAGCUUUUGCCUAGGGUGGCAAAAUUAAUUGCACCAGGCCUGGGCUCCCUAUAUCUCAGCUUCCUGGACACCUAUGAGUAUGAUGCUUGGUAAGGUUCCCAAUUGAAAUAUUUAAAACUAACCUUUCCUUAAAGGGGUACUCCGGUGAAAACCUUUUUUCUUUUAAAUCAACUGGUGGCAGAAAGUUAAACAUAUUUGUAAAUUACUUCUAUUAAAAAAUCUUAAUCCUUCCAGUACUUAUUAGCUGCUGAAUGCUACAGAGGAAAUUCCUUUCUUUUUGGAACACUGAUGACAUCACGAACACAGUGCUCUCUGCUGACAUCUCUGUCCAUUUUAGCAACCAUGCAUAGCAGAUGUAUGCAAAGGGCAGCAUGGUGGCUCAGUGGUUAGCACUGCUGCCUAGCAGUGCUGGGGACUUGGGUUCAAAUCCCACUAAGGACAACAAUAAAUAAAGCGUUAUUAUUAUUAUAAUAAUGUCAGCAGAGAGAACUGUGGUCGUGAUGUCAUCAGAGAGCAUUCCAAAAAGUAGUAUUCAGCAGCUAAUAAGUACAGGAAGGAUUAAGAUUUUUUAAUAGAAGUAA
Molecule: messenger RNA, 3134 nt
Organism: Hyla sarda
Lineage: Eukaryota; Metazoa; Chordata; Amphibia; Anura; Hylidae
Gene: DLK1
Product: delta like non-canonical Notch ligand 1
Exons: 7
Coding region: 402-1517 (371 amino acids)
Biological process (GO): establishment or maintenance of epithelial cell apical/basal polarity; heterophilic cell-cell adhesion
Cellular component (GO): plasma membrane; protein-containing complex
Molecular function (GO): calcium ion binding
Source: RefSeq, a predicted model, not a curated record